CGACUGCCAUGUCAAUGAAAAGAUACCAGUCACCGAUUACACUUAAUCUUAUGAUAAUUUCGGAGAAUGGUUCAAUAUACGAUGCUAUUUAGUAAUAAAUAGGACGCGUAUAUCGAAACAUUAAUUAUUGUAAUCAUUAACCAAUUAUCAAUGUCGGAUAUAAAAAAAUAAGAUAAAAAUACCAUGGCUGAUCCCAGUGCUCAGGAGUGUGAACCUUUAAAAACUGGAACGCAAGUAAAAACGCAUGAUAGUGGAUACAAACGUAUCACUAAUUUCUUCAAAGUAUUCAAACACAUCACAGUUGAACCAACAGGUGCCAUCUUUCUUUGUGCCUGCAUCUUUGUGGUGACCAGCUCUCAAACACUUCAGUUGGAGAAAACCUGUCGAGUAAACCUGAAUCUUGGAGAUGAAAUAUGUACUUCACUCAGAAACCAAGACUCGGCUAACAACAGUAUGUAUGAGAAGCAGGUACAGCAAUACCUAGCUCGGAGACUGGCAUGGAAAAGUAUACUCCAGUCUGUGUUGCCAUGUAUUACACUUGUGUUCAUCGGAGCUUGGAGCGACAAAACUGGAAGAAGAAUAAUUAUAAUAGCAAUGCCUAUGAUAGGCGAGAUUUUACACUGCAUAAGUAACAUCGUGAAUGUUUUCUUUUUUUACGAACUGCCUGUGGAAGUACAAAUUUUUUCAGACGUAAUUUUAGUAGGCUUGGCCGGAGGCUGGGCCACCUUAUUUCUAGGCUUAUUUUGUUACAUAGGAGACAUCACAACGGAAGAGAACAGAACUCACCGUUUGGGAUUUGUGCAGUUUUUCACGUUCAUCGGCAUGCCCAUAGGCCUGGGAUUGUCCGGUGUUGUUUUGAAGAGAUUUGGUUACUAUGCAGUGUAUAGCAUUGCAUUGAUUAUGCAUAUUUGUAAUAUGUUCUAUGUUACUUUGAAACUCAAGGAUCCAGAACGAACAGACAAUCAAAAGAAGCACGAUGGACGAGGUUUCUUCUACUUCCUUCGCCUCUUCUUCGACUUCACGAACAUCAAGGAGACGAUGCGCGUCGUGUUCAAGAAGGGACUGAACAAUCGACGCAUGCGCAUCUGCAUCUUGCUGGGCACUGUGAGCAUCCUGUUUGGACCUAUGUAUGGUGAAAUAGCCGUAAUGUAUAUGUCAACGAGGUACCGAUUCGGAUGGGAUGAGCUCCAGUUCAGCAUAUACCAGACAUACAACUUUGUCACUCACACCAUUGGUACGGUGUUCUCCCUCGUCGUAUUCAGCAAGAUAUUGAAAUGGCACGAUUCGAUGCUGGGCAUAAUUUCCACUAUCAGCAAGAUCUUUGGCUCCUUUAUCUACUGCUUUGCGACCACGGCAACGAUAUUCUACAUCGCUCCUUUGGUGGAAAUAUUAAAUGGAACGUCUCUUCUAGCGAUGAGAUCCAUCAUGUCAAAACUAGUGACUCCUGAUGAAUUGGGUAAAGUAAACUCAAUUUUUGGGCUGACUGAGACCCUGAUGCCUUUGAUCUACGUGCCGCUAUACACCACCGUGUACACUCACACCAUGGAGGUACUGCCGGGCGCUGUGUUCCUCAUGGGUGCUUGCAUGUCCAUACCGGCGAUCGCUGUCUUCUUCUGGCUAUUAUAUGAACACAGAAAAGGAGUGCGUCGGAUAAAAAAGGAAGAAAAUGGGGUUACAGAGCCUCUUAACGGGACUGUGGAAAUCCCUUUAGAUAUAGUUAAUAAUGAAGCUAGUUAGCUAAGUGCCAUUAUAGAAUAAUAUUGUUGC
Molecule: messenger RNA, 1767 nt
Organism: Cydia amplana
Lineage: Eukaryota; Metazoa; Arthropoda; Insecta; Lepidoptera; Tortricidae
Product: lysosomal proton-coupled steroid conjugate and bile acid symporter SLC46A3-like
Exons: 7
Coding region: 184-1737 (517 amino acids)
Biological process (GO): transmembrane transport
Cellular component (GO): membrane
Molecular function (GO): transmembrane transporter activity
Source: RefSeq, a predicted model, not a curated record